CGCGCCCUCCCUGGGCUGGGUGAGCGUGGGCGGCCCCGCGUGGCUGGGAGGGAGAGAGAAACACGACACCCCGACAGAAGAGGAGGCGAGGGGGGGCAAGAGGAGGGAUCUCCGGCGGGCGAGUGGAAAAAGAAAAAGUGCGAGCCGGAGAAAAAGAAGCGCAGAGAAAGACGAGAGUUUGCCUCGGCGACUUUUACCCGAGCAGCGCCGCCGUUUUUUGGAGCGCGGGCGGAGACGAGGAAGGCGAGCGCGAUGACGACGCGGAUCACAACACGACCACGCUGCGUGGUUGCGACACGCGGGAGAACAUUCUAGACUCCAUUCCUGCGCUCCUUCCCAACUUCGGCCUGGGCCAUUUCCCCCCGCGGAGUCACACACGCAACUUUCUGCGCACCCGGGGGAAUUUAACCCUUCCGGGAAAGAAACUUUCUUUUAAAGUUUUUUUUUUUUUUGUGCCUCAAGCAAAGUGACAAUAAAAAAAAAAGGUGAUAUUAGGAUAAAUCAUUUUCCAACACGGGAGUGUGCUAGCACGCUAGCGAAGCUAACCAACUUUUAAAGUUGGCGUUCGACGGCAUAAGUGAGCCGAGAAAGUCCCAGACCACCGCCAUGAAGACCCCGGCAGACACGGGGUUUGCCUUCCCUGAGUGGGCCUACAAGCCGGAGUCCAGCCCGGGCUCCCGGCAGAUCCAGCUCUGGCACUUCAUCCUGGAGCUGCUCAGGAAGGAGGAGUACCACGACGUCAUCGCCUGGCAGGGCGACUACGGCGAGUUCGUCAUCAAAGACCCAGACGAGGUGGCUCGCUUGUGGGGGGCCAGGAAGUGCAAGCCCCAGAUGAACUAUGACAAACUCAGCCGCGCCCUCAGGUACUACUACAACAAGAGGAUCCUGCACAAGACUAAAGGCAAGAGGUUCACCUACAAGUUCAACUUCAACAAGCUGGUGCUGGUCAACUACCCCUUCAUCGACAUGGGCUCUGGUCGCAGCAUCCCACAGAGUGCCCCGCCCGUGCCCACCGGCGGCACCCACUUCCGCUUCCCCCCCUCCGCGCCCUCGGACGUGCUGUCGUCCAGCGAGGAGCUGCGCAGCCCGGGCGUGUUCAGCGGCGUGGCGCGCCGCAUGGCCCGCGGCUCCGUCAGCGACUGCAGCGACGGGACGUCCACCAACUCGGAGCUGGAGGAGGCGGUGGGGGCGGAGGAGCGGGCGGCGGGGCCCGACAGGGUUUUCAGGGGGCUCCUCCCGCCCCGCCACCCUCACGAGUCGCUCUUCAGGGUCUACGGCGGCGGCAACCCGGCGGGACUCCCCAGACCCUCCCAUAGGGUCCACCCCGAGUCCCUGUCUCCGUUCCCCGUGUCGCCCCUGCCGGGCCCCGGGGGGAUGCUGGCCCCGACUCUGUCCCCGGCCCUCUCCAUGACGCCCACCCCACACCUGUCCUACACCCCCUCCCCCUCGCUCUCCUCCCCCAUGCUGGGCUCCCACUUCUCCUUCAACCCGGAGGACAUGAAGCACUACCUGCAGGCCCACACCCAGUCCGUCUACAACUACCACCUCAGCCCCCGCGCUUUCCUUCACUACCCCAACAUCAUCAUCCCGCAGCCCCACCGCCCCACCCCCGAGAAGCCGCCCGCCCACCACCUGCACGGCCCGCCCUUGCCUCUCCCCCAUUCGCUGGGGGUCGGCGAGGACGCCCACCAGCACCCGUCGCCUUUCAAGUUCAAGCUUCAGCCGCCCCCUCUUGGCCGCAAGCAGCGGGAUGCGGGAGCCUCAUUGGCUUCUUCUUCCUCCUCCUCCUCCGCCGCUGGCUCCGCCUCCUUGUUCGCUGUGUCCGGACAGAUGGGUGCGGGAGCGCCCAAGAUCAAGGUGGAGCCCAUAUCUGACAUCGAGUCGGAGGAGGAGGUGGAAGUGACCGACAUCAGCGAGGACGAGGAGAUGAACCGUGAUGACGACGACAUCUUCACCGCCGCCUCCCAUCACCCCCUCCUCCAUCAUUCCAGGAAUAGCCCCUCGACCGCCCUCCCGCCGCCCUCCGACCCCGACGACGACGACGAGGAGGUCUUCAAGACGCCGGCCACCCCGCCUCUCAGCGCCGGCCACUCGGCGUUCCCGCUCCUCAGCCUGAAGAGCGAGCCGACCCCCAUCAGCCCCGGUGGUACCCGCUGCAUACCGCUCAAACUCCGCUUCAAGCGCCGCUGGAGCGAGGACCAGAAGAUGGAGGCGUACGGCGAGAAGGACGAGGCUGAGGACAAGAAAGUGCGAGCCGAGGGCAGGGAGGAGGCGGAGGAGCGGAAGAGGGAGGGGCCGGCGGAGAACGGAGGAGGUCGGGGCGUCAUCUUGGGCCUGAUGCUGCCGCCGCCCCCCACCCAGCGCCGGGCCAGCUCGGAGCUGCAGCGAGCCACCGCUCAGCUGUCUUUGGAGAACGCCAGCUGCUGAGCCGUGGUGCACGCCGCUUACGUGCGCACGCCCACGGACCGCAUGAGUGACCUUUGACUGGGCGGGAUCAUUUCACACUCCUUAAAAGGACAUCAUGUUUGGUCUUUUUUGGCGCUCGCCACUUGAAACACUAAAGCAAACAUGGACGCCGCUUGUCACUGGACGCCUCACUGACACGGUCUCAUACUGACGCCGCGACGCCACACAAGUGCCUCGCCGCGUUUACAAGACUAACCGGGGGCAUCGGCCAUCUCGGCGUCAUCGAGGCAACAUUCCGUACUUUACAGAGCCGCUACUUCUAGGCCGAGGACGAGUGCACCCGACUCUUAAGGGGUAAUAGCUAGAGGAAGGCCACGCCCACACGGCCAGGAGGCCACGCCCACUCCACCGUGCUUCGACUCCAGCGUCGAAGGUCUCGUCUUCAUUCCCCAGCCUCCUCGCCCUCGCGCCGCAGUGUUCCCGGCGGGCAUUUACAGCAGCGAGCCGGCGACUUGCUGCUCCUUGGUGAUCUUUUUUAGCGGUUAAACUUUAUUUUUGAUGACCUUGAAAAAAAAUAAUAAUGUUUUUAAAAAGAGAUAUUCUAAUUGGAUGAAAUAAGAUUGUGCCUUUACGAAGCCCCGCCCCCCCUCGCCGUCUCACACAAACUACCGACUUGCCUUCUUCUGUUUUUAAAGUCAAACUACACAAUCUAUAUUUUACUCAAAGUUAAAUGUUAUAUUUCCAUAUGGAAAAGAAACUAAAUAUAUUUUUCAUGUGUUCAUACAAAAUAAAUAUAUAUAUUUAUAUAUAUAUAUAAAAAUAUAUAUAUCUCAGCGGUUGUAUGACCACACCUUUGCCUUCGCUUGAGCCAUUUCUACCUUUUUUGAAGUAAAACUACAAACAUGGCGGCCACAUCUGCCUCAGACAGGAAGUGACGUCACAGUAGAGAGACUUCCCGUGGUUACCACGGAUACACGCAAGGCAGUGGUCGUGGCAUAUUUUAAAAAGGCGGUGUACAAUGUAUUUUUCUACGAAAGUAGCAGUGUCGGCGUCCCCUGUGGUCGGUCAAGAAAAUAAGCGACACGAAAAGCUCCGCCCUUUUUCACCUGUCAUCACUCAGUUUUUGAUCCUUUUACUGUUACUCCUGUAAUGACGCUGUUGUAUUAUUAUUAUUAUUAACCUGCUUAUUUUGUACUUUUUCCCCACCCCCUCCUGUAAGUGAAAUAUUUUUUGCUUCCAAUUUGCACUCCUCUCUUUCUCAUCUUUUCUUUUGUUACCCAUUUUUAUUUUUAUUCACUUCUUUUUCUUUUUUUUACCACAAUCAUGUAAACUCCUGGUGAUUUUUUUUAUUUUAUUUUUUUUAACGGUGUGUGUAUAUAUAUAUUUUUUUUAUCUUUGGAGAUUUGUGAAAGGAGACAAAAAGUGUUGUUUAAAAAAAAAAAUGUAAAAAAAGCAUUGUAAUGUUUCACUGUUUAGUUGUCUACGCCGGCUCUUUCACAGCGGUCAGUCCCAAUGAUUGACAGGAAGUAGCCGUGUGACGUUUCUCUUCUGUUAAUCUUCUCCUGUAAUUGAAACAAUAAUCAGGGUUUAUUAAAAGGUUAAAAAAUGUA
Molecule: messenger RNA, 4016 nt
Organism: Nerophis ophidion (straightnose pipefish)
Lineage: Eukaryota; Metazoa; Chordata; Actinopteri; Syngnathiformes; Syngnathidae
Gene: erf
Product: Ets2 repressor factor
Exons: 5
Coding region: 607-2427 (606 amino acids)
Biological process (GO): cell differentiation; regulation of transcription by RNA polymerase II
Cellular component (GO): nucleus
Molecular function (GO): sequence-specific DNA binding; DNA-binding transcription factor activity, RNA polymerase II-specific
Source: RefSeq, a predicted model, not a curated record